CCUGAAGAUUCUCCCAUUCUAGUCCCUCAGAGUCAUGCAGAGUCGACAGGAAUACUUCGUGAGGCUGAAGCCAUACUCAGACCACUCUAAUUCCGUAUCGUGAGAUCUGGCUGCAAAAGACGAUGCCAUGUCGGUUAUAAAAGCGACCUCGAUGCGACCGCUAUCCUGCUUUUUUUUCUUCAUCAUCACCAGCAAUCAAAACAAGCCAAGGCAAGCAAUCAAAGCCUCAGUCUUAUAACAAUCGUUCGACUUCUUCUUCAGCUUUCAGUUUCAGCACAACCUUCAAUCCUCCAUUCUCGCCUCAACAUCUUCAGUUUUUACCCUCACUUCACCACCAAUCAAGCAAAAUGCAGGCCAAGGGAUUGUCCUUGAAGGUUGCUCAGCUCACUCCUCCCGAGAGCCCUCCCCCGGAGACCGUCGAGCUUGUCAAGCAGGCCAUUGCCACUUCUUUCGAGCCCUCCACCCACGAGGAGAGCCAGAGACUCAUCGGUACCACCCGAUUCGCUCCUCGCCGCGAUAUCAACAACAUCCUGAUCACCGGUGGUGCCGGUUUCAUCGGCAGCUGGGUCACUCGUCACAUGACCGUUCAGUACCCUGAGUACAACAUCGUCUGCUUCGACCGUCUUGACUAUGUCUCUUCGAUGGCCAACAUCGACUGCCUGGAGUCCUUCCCCAACUUCCACUUUGUCAAGGGCAACUUGACCGACCGGGAAAUCGUGGCCGAGACCUUGUCCAAGUACAACAUCGACUGUGUGAUGCACUUCGCCGCCAACUCCCACGUGCAGAACUCCUUCAUUGACCCCACCAGCUUCACUGUCAACAACGUGGUCGGCACGCAGACCCUCCUUGACUGCGUCCGCGAGCACGGCCGCAUCACCCGCUUCGUCCAUGUCAGCACCGAUGAGGUCUACGGUGAGACCACCGACGACUUCGUCGACGAGACCACGCAGUUCCUGCCCACCAACCCUUACUCCGCAUCCAAGGCUGCCGCCGAGAUGUACGUCCACGCUUACGCCAAGUCCUUCAACAUCCCCAUGGUCAUAGUCCGCAGCAACAACGUCUACGGACCCUGCCAGUACCCCGAGAAGAUCAUCCCCCGCUUCUUCAAGCUUCUGUCCAAGAACCAGCCCCUCACCCUCCAGGGCAACGGUCUCCACAAGCGCCGCUACCUGUACGGCGCCGACGCUGCUGACGGAUUCGACACCAUUCUCCACAAAGGUGUCGACGGUGAGGCCUACAACAUCGGAUCCGCCUUCGGUGUGACCAACCUCGAAGUUGCCAUCCGCAUGCUCGAGCUGUUUGGCUUCGACCCCCGCUCCGACUUCAAGGAGCGCCUGGUGUGGAUCCCCGACCGUCCCCACAACGAUCUCGACUACCGCGUCGACGGCUCCAAGCUCGAGAGCCUGGGCUGGAGACAGAACACCCACUUCGAGGACGGCCUCCGCGCCACUGUCGAGUGGUACCGCAAGAAUAUCGAUGCCUGGUGGGCUGGGGAGCCCGACAAGACUGUCACUGCCGGCAGCACCAACGCCGCUCACAUUGCUGCCCCCGUCAAGGCCCCAAUCAAGGUCAAGAGCGAGAACGCCCAGGUCACGAUCACCGCCACGGAGAUCACUGCUUAGAGCUUCAGCGGCGAGCGCCACACUUGCGAGACGAUCGGGGCGUUUUCUCUACUAACCAUGGAGGCUUAUAGACUUUCACAGCCUUCCUCGGGGCGGUUUUCCCCGGCCUAGCUAUAGAUUGUUUGCGAUACACACUUUUUGGCGAAGAGUUUUGAUUUUUUCUUUCUCUUUUUCUUCUUGCUCUUGAUCGUUGAUCUUUGACUUGUUCUUCUUCUGGCCUUACCUACUUAUGUCUUUGACUCUUUGCGAUGAUGAUGAUCUGUUUUGACAGUUUGCUUAUGUUCUGGAUUUGCCCUGCUCUUCACUUUACCCGGGCCUAAUGAUCUCUCCU
Messenger RNA from Aspergillus homomorphus CBS 101889, 1953 nucleotides. Its product is annotated as dTDP-glucose 4,6-dehydratase. The transcript is spliced from 2 exons. The record is from RefSeq and is a predicted model, not a curated record. NCBI's taxonomy places the organism in Eukaryota, Fungi, Ascomycota, Eurotiomycetes, Eurotiales, Aspergillaceae. Bases 348 to 1622 code for a protein of 424 amino acids. Gene Ontology annotation, biological process: nucleotide-sugar metabolic process. Gene Ontology annotation, molecular function: dTDP-glucose 4,6-dehydratase activity.